GCGGUGGUAGUUAGUGACGGAUUAGAAAUAUUAUUAUAAUAAUUGACUUCUAAUAAUGCCGUAUUGGUAUUACGACAAAAAAGAUUUACAAAAUACACCAUCGUUCCGCGAUGGCAUUCCAAAUGACUCGGAAAAUCGUUACCGAAAGGAGGGCGCGAGGUUUAUCAUCGACACUGGAUCGAAGAUGGAUUUAGGUUAUAACACUGUUGCUACUGGUGUUGUUUAUUUUCAUCGCUUUUACAUGUUCCACUCGUUUCGGACUUUCCCGAGGUAUAUAACUGCAUGCUGCUGUUUAUUUCUGGCCGGAAAAGUGGAAGAGACGCCAAAGAAAUGUAAAGAUAUAAUAAAAGUAGCGAAAUCUCUAUUAACUGAACAAAAGUUUAGCACAUUCGGUGAGGAUCCUAAGGAGGAAGUGAUGACGUUGGAGAGGAUAUUGCUGCAGACGAUAAAAUUCGAUCUACAAGUGGAGCACCCGUAUGGAUAUCUAUUAAAGUAUGCUAAGUGCCUUAAAGGUGAUAAGGCGAAACUACAGAAAAUGGUGCAGAUGGCAUGGACCUUUGUCAACGACAGUCUUUGCACAACACUGUGCCUUCAAUGGGAGCCCGAAGUGAUAGCAGUGGCACUUAUGUUCCUUGCGGGCAAGCUGAGCAAGUUUGAGGUGGUCGAUUGGAAUGGUCGGGUCUCAAAACAUAAUGCCUGGUGGGAUAUGUUUGUAGAAGAUAUCACGAUGGAGCUGCUCGAAGAUAUUUGUCACCAGGUUCUGGAUCUGUAUUCGCCACAAACUCAACCCUCGGGCGGGGACUCGCCAACUCAAACUACAGCCUCAAAGCCGCCAAAAAACGAGAAGAAAGCCUCCGUUACACCGCCCACUUCCGCAUCACCUGUCGCCGCUAUCACUAAGCCUGUUGUCACACCAGUUAAAAACGGUUCCGAUGUUAAAUUAGAACCUCCGAAAAUAGAUAUGAGGUUUACCUACCCCGGAUACCCGGCGAUGCCUGCCUAUCCAGUGUACUCAGCGCCCCCGCCGGCGAUCCCGGCCAGGCUGCCCAUACCUGCGGGCCCGCCUCUGGUGUACCCGGAGCCCCCACCGGCCCCUCCGGCACGCUUCCCUCCCGUCAACGUUCCACCUCCAAACUACUUUUCCCCCAUGCAGGCCCGAGGCCCUCUACCUCCCAGGGGCCCGAUCCCUCCCGGUCCGCCACCGCCGCGACCUUACUACCCGCCACCGUAACGGAGAGCUAAAUAUAAUAGGUUAUGUUAUAAUUUUUUUACUAAAAAUAUAAAUAAUAGACUGAAA
This is a messenger RNA of Vanessa atalanta (red admiral), 1297 nucleotides long. Its product is annotated as cyclin-K. Lineage: Eukaryota; Metazoa; Arthropoda; Insecta; Lepidoptera; Nymphalidae. The transcript is spliced from 3 exons. The coding region runs from base 56 to 1231 and encodes 391 amino acids. The record is from RefSeq and is a predicted model, not a curated record. Gene Ontology annotation, molecular function: cyclin-dependent protein serine/threonine kinase activator activity. Gene Ontology annotation, cellular component: cyclin/CDK positive transcription elongation factor complex; nucleus. Gene Ontology annotation, biological process: positive regulation of DNA-templated transcription, elongation; regulation of transcription by RNA polymerase II.